Panicum virgatum (switchgrass) is the source of this 1007-nucleotide messenger RNA. RefSeq names its product ethylene-responsive transcription factor ERF109-like. Gene Ontology annotation, biological process: ethylene-activated signaling pathway; regulation of DNA-templated transcription. Gene Ontology annotation, molecular function: DNA-binding transcription factor activity; DNA binding. The transcript has a single exon. The record is from RefSeq and is a predicted model, not a curated record. The coding region runs from base 73 to 825 and encodes 250 amino acids. Lineage: Eukaryota; Viridiplantae; Streptophyta; Magnoliopsida; Poales; Poaceae.
CCACUUCCCGCUCCAAUUCGAAGUUCAAACACACUCUACUCCAAGCUCGGCUAUCUGAGCAGAGGCUCGGACAUGACCAAGAAGCUCACCUCCGCCAUGGCCGGGAAGCAGGAUUUUCGCAAGGCGCAAUUCGACGAUCAGGGUAUUCAAGGAGGCGGCAAGAAGAGCGCGGCGGGGCUCGGGGGCAGCAGGCUGAUCUCCCACGAGCAGGAGGACGCCAUCAUCGUCGCGGCGCUGCGGCACGUGGUGUCCGGGUACAGCACGCCGCCGCCGGAGGUCGUCACGGUGGCGGGCGGCGAGGCGUGCAGGGUCUGCGGCAUCGACGGGUGCCUCGGGUGCGACUUGUUCUUCGGGGCGCCCGCGGAGGUGGCGAGUUCUUCUGGCGCGGGGCGGGUGGCGGCGCCGGCGGCAGGAGGGGAGCAGCAGCAGCAGAGGCCGCGGCGGCGGAGGAAGAGGAACAUGUACCGCGGCGUGCGGCAGCGGCCGUGGGGCAAGUGGGCGGCAGAGAUCCGCGACCCGCGGCGCGCGGCGCGCGUGUGGCUGGGCACGUUCGACACCGCGGAGGCGGCCGCCAGGGCCUACGACUCCGCCGCGCUCGAGUUCCGCGGCCCGCGCGCCAGGCUCAACUUCCCGGCCCGCGGCGCCGCCGCCGCCGCCUGUGCCCCCGCCGCCGCGGCGGGGGCUGCGGAGACGGCGACGCCGGGGGAGUCGCUGUCGGACGGAGCGGGGGACGAGAUGCUGUGGGAAGGCCUGCAGGACCUGAUGAAGCUGGACGAGGCGGAGCUGUGGUUGGCGCCAUUUGCUGGCGCGGCAUCUAGUUUCUGAGAGCUCGAUUCGCUCUCUCUUGUACUGUCAACCGCGUGCACAAAGUGUAGUAGGUCUCAGCUAGAAUAACCGGGAACGGAAUUCUUUUGUUGUGAAUUGUGAUAGAGUGACAUUCUUGAGUUGUGUAUAUUGACGGGUGGAUACAGAAUUUUUUUCCCAAUGGAUUCUUGAGCAUUCCUACU